AUGCCUUUUAAGAGCAGCGCUAGAUGGGCUUUAUUUAUUGCUUCGAUUUUAUUAAUUUUUGGGCUUUUGAUAGAGCCAAAUCCACUGAAGUGUUCUGAUAAUUCAGAACAUUUCCAAGGGUAUCUUCCUACUGCAACUUUCCAAGACCAACCAAGUGUACUUAGAGGCAAGACUUUGAUGCGAAAUGGCCUUCAAUAUGGUUGAAGAAAUAGUCAGAUAAUCGACUUGGAUCAGGGAAGCACGUUCCACCGAUGUAAUACAUUCCAGAUUUUUCUUUCUUUGAACCCAUCAGGAUGGAGGGUUAGUCAGAUUGGAAAUCAAUGCUGCGAGCAAGUACUGGACUCUAGAAAUAAUCAUCCCAGAAGAGACUCAUCUUCUGACUAUUAUUUCUCGGUGAAGGGAACAAAUUGUCAGAAAGAAGAUACCGAAAUUGGAUUUUAUAAUGAUUUUUCAUUUGCUAUUGCUAAAAUUGCACAAAAAAUUGAUAAUUUCAUUGGACAUAUACUGAAAAUCUUACUCCCAAUGGCUUCAGUCAGAGCGGAAGAGUCCUAUUUAUCAGCCUUCCAGAGACUCAGCUCAGAGGAACUUCAGCUUGAACAAUUAGACGAGGCUGAAUUUUUCAGCAACCCCUAUGACGAAUUCUCUGAUUAUGACAAGAGAAAUCAUGUAUACUUUGGAAAAACAGCUGGUGAAAAUCAAUUGGAUCACCUCGACCAAGAAGAUCUCAAAGAUUUUAUCAUCUGGAGCUAUCAUCAUGGGAAGGAGCACUUACUCAAAGACACAUGAGACUGAUAUCCCUAUGAAGUAGAAGUUGACGAGAAUGGCAUCCUCACGUUUUUGAGUAAGAACUCUACAGGAAUAAAAAUGACAGAUGAGCAAGGAAAGACAGCCUCCUUACCCAAAAUUAUUAAAAGGUAUGAUAUCAAGAAGCUUUUGGAAGAAAGUCCAGCUCUCAUUCCAGAGAUUGAAGAUUUAAUAUUCACAGUGUCGGUAAAUAACGAUAUUGUAGCAAUCAACCCUCAGAGAAACGAUCAAGACAAAGGUCUAGCGAUGAAGGAAAACGGUUUGAGAGGGCUCAGAGGCAACACUGUGUUUUUGCAUAAAUAAAAUUUAUAAUCUUCUUGGAAUAUCUCUUGAGGAUGGCUACAUUAUCUAUAAUAUUACUCACUCUGAAGUUGUCCAAAUUGAGAACAGUGACCUUAUUCCUUUAAAUUACGCACUAGAUGGUCCUAAGAAUCCUACUAUUGUUGAUGACAUCGAAACUGAUAUUCCUACAUUGAACACAAAUACAACUGAUUCUCAUAAAUACACGAAGAUUCUAGAACUAAUUCAUAAAUCAGAAGGAAUUUUAAAUUGGAUUGAUGAGUACUCUAAUCACAUUCUCGUGGUCCUCUUUGUAUAUUGAUUUUUAAUAAUUGCCACAUGCUCCUGGUGAUACAAAUACGGAAAGAAGAAGGAGGAAGUCCAGGUUAUACACCAUGAACUAAGUCAGAGUAAUGCUAGCCAUAAUCAAGAGUCUCAGUUGGCCACUACCUAUCCUAAAGUUCCACAUAGCCACAGGCUUGGACCAAAGAAAAUGCUUGAAGCUAAAAUUCCAGAAUUUGAACUUGAAAAAUCAAGGAAAUCUAAUGAAGAAGAGGAAGAAAAAUCCAGAAAGAUCAGCGAUGUCAGUGUGUUUACUCAUAAUAACAAGACUGGAACUCUUGAAGUACACCUAGAUGAUCCCGAAAGAAAAUUACCUCCAAGAAAAAGCUCUUCUCCAGAACUUGCAUUGGAGAAGGCUAAUACCCUUGGAUUUGUCUCAAGAAGAAACAGAAAUUUCCCAAAUUGAUCAAAGAUUGAGGAAGAAGCACCUAGUCAUAGCGUUUCCCCAACAGGAUCAUUUAAGAAGAGGAGGGAUCUUUUUGCUACACACAAAGAGAAGCACGUAGUGGAGGACUAUUACGUUUCCAAUAAUAAGGUAUUUGUCAAAGAGGUACAAACAAAGACUACCACAUUGGAAAACAAACCUGAACUUCAUAAAAUACUAUUCAAGGAGUUUAAUGAAAGAGGAGCUCGAGAGGCAUCUAAAUUAGUAUCUAAAAAGACAUGAUCAUUUAAAAACAAGCUGAUUCCAAACUUGGAUGCUAUCGAAGAUACAGAAGAGAUUGAUUAUACAGAUGAGAGUUUUGCUAAGAUGAAGUACCACAAUAAAAAUGUAGCCAAUGCUAUCUUUCAAAGAAACAGAAGCAAGACUUAUAAGGAAGAUUCUGAAUAUUUCAAUAUUUCCGAGAUGGAUAAGAAGUUUUCUAGAAACGAACGAAAAGCCAAUACCAACAAUGGAUCUACUUAUAGUAACAAGUUGAAUCAUACUCCUCAGCAAGAGGAAGAAUCUAAGCCUUCUGAGAAGGAUGUGAUCCAAGCUCUUGUUGUAAGUAAACCAAUUCAUAAAAGCCAAAAUAUUGAUGAAAACAUUAGAGAAGAACCUAUUGCUCGAGUGAUUCGCUCUCUGAAGAAGAAUUACACUAAUAAUGAGAUUGAAGAGAGGGUUAUAGUACAGAAUUCAGAAGAGAUCGCACAUGAGGACAGACUGAUAAAAGAUCUCAGGAAUUACACUCCAGGAAAUGCUAUUAAAAGUAAAGAAAACCCUAUCAUCUCCAACUUUGAAGAAAUGAAGACAGAUCUGAUCAAGAAUUCUGAGAAUGGAAAAGUUAUGGAAAUCAGUAGCUCAGGGCCUAACGAGGAGGACGAAGACUCUGUUAUCUUCAUUGAUCAAGGCAAGAGCGAGGGUUCAGCCAGUCAGAUACAAGAUACACCGACUCCUAGACUCUAUCAAGAUACAGGAUAUCUGUCGAGAAUAACAUCUGAAGACCAAGAAGAGGACAAAGAUACAGUCAAAGAUUUUAUCUCAGAAAAUUUUACUAAAGAAGAGGAUAAAUGCCAAAUAUCAUUGGAGGAAAAGGAAGAAUUUACAACUGAAGAGUUAAGAAUAGAGGACUUUGUGCCAAGAUCCUCCCCCUUGUUCAAGCAUCUGGAGUGAGGAAAGACCAAUUCAUUCCAAUACCUAGACUCAAUAGGCAAGGGCGGCUUUGGGUCGGUUGUCAGGGCAAUGCAUAUCUUAGACAAUAAUAUAUAUGCGAUUAAAUAAGAUUAAACUCCACCUUGGAAUUGACCAGGAUAUCAGAGACCAUAAAGUCUUCAGAGAGGUGCAAGCAAUGACAAUAGUCAACCAUGUCAAUGUUGUAAGAUACUACACCAGUUGGCUGGAAAUAGUCCCGAAGGAAGAACAAGAAAAAGAGAGAAAGAAAAUGUUAAGAAGAUUCAAUGGAUACAGGAAAACAAUUCGCGAAAACAGAUUCACUAAAGCACGACAGAGUACUGAAGAGAUUAAGGAGAUUAGAGAAGAUAGUUCAACCCCUAGUCCUUAUGGUUACAGACCUAGCUCUAAUAAUGAUUCUGAUAGUAACAUUGAGUGGGAGGAUAACAACAGUAAAUCAGAAUUUACUCCUUACAAAGAUAUCUCCUUAUCAAACCAAAAUAAGAAUGGAUACAGAAUGGAGACAAGCCAGAGUGAUGGAGACUCUAUCUUCCAGAAAGGAGAGGAUUCUCGGGGUCAGAGAUCGUUCUAUGAUUAUACCCCAAACGAUGAAUAUUGCUCAGAAAGUAGUGAAUCCUCUGUUUCAUUUGACAGUGUAGUUGACUUUACUUCUUGCUUCAAAUAUUUGGAGGUUAAGAAAGAUUUUGUCACCUGCAAUUUAAGGAUACAGAUGGAAAUAUGCUCUGGACACUCCCUCAAAGAGUAUAUCUCAAAUAGAAAUGAUAAAAACCAGGAUAUAGAUAGGAAGAUUAAUUUUAAAUUCUUCAAGCAAAUUACUGAAGGAAUCAAACAUGUCCACAGACAAGGAAUAAUCCAUAGAGAUCUAAAACCAGCAAAUGUAUUCAUCACUGGAGAUAAAGAAAUCAAGAUCGGGGACUUUGGACUAGCCAGGGCUUUUGAUAAGGAGGAUACCAAGAAGCUUGCAAAUGUGUUCAACAAUCAGUACUCUACAAGAAGAAUCUCGAUGAAGAAAAAGACUUUCACUAAAUCUAGUCUUUCUCUAAAAGUUGGAACUCCUCUCUAUCUCAGCCCAGAGCAAGAAGACGGACUAUUCUAUGACGAAAAGGUUGAUAUAUUCUCAAUUGGCUUGAUCCUUUUUGAGCUAUGCAACAAAUUGGUAACAAAUCAUCAGAAAAUCCAAGGUUUCCAGGACUUAAGGAACGGAUACUUGCCUGAAGAGGUUGAAGAGAACAUGAAACCGGAAGCUAAACUACUACUCAAACUCACCAACACAGAUCCUAGCCAGAGGCCAUCCGCUAGCGACAUACUGAAGUGUAGGGAAUACAAAGAAUGGAGGAAGGAAGUUUACUCUGAGGAUCCGUUAGAUGAGUUUGAAUAAGGAUAAUUUCUGCACUACUUACCUGACUACCCACAUUUGAAUUUUAGUUCAAUUGA
Molecule: messenger RNA, 4471 nt
Organism: Moneuplotes crassus
Lineage: Eukaryota; Ciliophora; Spirotrichea; Euplotida; Euplotidae
Source: the annotation of a GenBank genome assembly